Puccinia graminis f. sp. tritici CRL 75-36-700-3 is the source of this 1372-nucleotide messenger RNA. RefSeq lists its product as uncharacterized. The record is from RefSeq and is a predicted model, not a curated record. NCBI's taxonomy places the organism in Eukaryota, Fungi, Basidiomycota, Pucciniomycetes, Pucciniales, Pucciniaceae. Bases 121 to 1281 code for a protein of 386 amino acids. The transcript has 5 exons.
UCCCGGGCCAGCAAACCAAACUGCUCUUAUCGUUUUGCCUCAAAGCGACUCGGGUAUGUGUCUCUAGUAGACCGACGCUCCCAACCGAGAGAGCUGCUCGAUCAGUCCGCUGAAUCCUCUAUGCGCGAUGCGGGUUGGAGUAUUUCGCCCCCAGGGAUAGCCAAUCCUCAUCCAACUCCUAAUCAACCUUCCCGCCAGAUUCCGUCCACAAGUCCGCAGGUUGGCACGAGGCUCGGAGAGACCAAGAAACCCGUAUUCAAGGUGCCCGAGUUACCCAACAUGGAACCUGGAUACAAGGCCUUCAUGAAAUCGGUCCAAACGUUGGAGUACCAAUCCAUGCAUUUCCAGAAAGAGCUUGCAGGCUUCAAAGACGAAAUCGUCCAGCGGAACAACAUGAUAAUCCAACAACCAACCAGUGCAUACAGGACUAAGGCUAUCAACAUCAAUUUCCACUUGAUAGAAAAUGUCACCGAGCUACAAGCCAUCCACAGCCUCAUGCCCACCUCUGCGCGAGAUCGGUUGUUCAAGCUGUUCGACAAGGGCGUCGUGCUUAGACCACUGCAGCCAUCUAACAUUAUACCCUCUGGGUCGGCGAGGAUCAAGUUGGUUGGAUCGAGGACCAAGGUCGGAAGAAAAGCUCACAAGAAAAUCAAACAUGUGUCUUACCGAAGGACAAUAACGGAGCCAAGGAUGGCUGAUUAUCUAGUGGAGCAAGAAGUCAACGGACGAGAGCCGUCAGAUCUUGACAAUCCCAUCAAAUCAUCUUCAAGGGCGUCGGGCGGGGCAGGAAGCCGCUCAUUGAUUCCGCUCCAGCCGGGCGAAUUGAGGGGCGAUGUGCUUGAUGUGGUGAUGGAUAUGGUGACGUGGGGAUGGCUGGAGAGGCUGAAUGCUCUGUUGCACAAGAUCAUGCCCUUGGAAAGCGCGCUCAAACUGAUCCGGGUCAACACCGGCGACUCGAUCUUCACCCAUGUCGAUCUCUUCGAGCACUUGCUCUUGCAGCAAUGUGUCUUCAGGACAGUCGAGCUCACAUACAUCUACCGUCUCAUCCCCUUGGCCCAUCUUGAGCACUUCCUUCAAUUCAAAGAUACCCUCCGUCUAGCUUCAAUUAACCUCUACGAAAGUUGGAAGGUCUUCCGUUAUCUCGCUGGUCGCCGCCAGAUAUAUUUCCAUGGAUUCCAUUAUUCGAAAACGUUUGUUGAAUUGGUUGACCAAGGUAUUGAGCAAAUGGUCCCCAAGAUAGUCAUAGACAAAACCCGACACUCAUUUUCACCAUUCUACUGAGCAUUAUUAGUAUCAUGCCUAGUUUUCUUGGUUCCAAUUCCCAAUCACAAUAUUGGUGGACUCUGCUAAUAUAUCUCAGAUGUGUCGCAAA